Messenger RNA from Puntigrus tetrazona (Sumatra barb), 1885 nucleotides. Its product is annotated as cytochrome P450 2K6-like. Bases 67 to 1587 code for a protein of 506 amino acids. The record is from RefSeq and is a predicted model, not a curated record. Gene Ontology annotation, molecular function: oxidoreductase activity, acting on paired donors, with incorporation or reduction of molecular oxygen, reduced flavin or flavoprotein as one donor, and incorporation of one atom of oxygen; iron ion binding; heme binding. Gene Ontology annotation, cellular component: intracellular membrane-bounded organelle; cytoplasm. The transcript has 9 exons. Gene Ontology annotation, biological process: xenobiotic metabolic process. Lineage: Eukaryota; Metazoa; Chordata; Actinopteri; Cypriniformes; Cyprinidae.
UAAUGACCCACGUUAGACUUAAACAAGUGAUUGAUCCGCCCAUGUGCGCAGUAGAUUUCUCUGACUAUGGCUAUAACAGAAGCGUUACUCUUGCAGGGCUCUGGGAUAGGUACUGUAUUUGGUGCCCUGCUGUUGUGUUUGGUUAUUUAUCUGUUCUCCAUCAGCUCCAGGUCUAAGGAUGACGGAAAUAAGUAUCCCCCAGGACCCAAACCUCUGCCACUUCUGGGGAACCUGCACACGCUCGACCUCAAGAAAACCUACCUGAGCCUUUGGGAGCUGUCAAAACAGUAUGGGUCGGUUUACACGGUGCACAUGGGCCCCAGAAAGGUGGUGAUAUUGUCAGGAUACAAGGCUGUCAAGCAGGCGCUAGUACACCUUUCAGAGGAGUUUGGAGACCGAGAUGUUACUCCCAUAUUUCAUGAUUUCAACAAGGGAUAUGGGAUUGCAUUUUCCAACGGUGAAAACUGGAGGGAAAUGAGACGCUUUGCUCUUUCAAGCCUGCGAGACUUUGGAAUGGGCAAGAAAAGAAGCGAAGAGAUUAUCAUUGAAGAAUCGCAAUGCUUAAAAGAGGAAUUUGCGAAAUAUAUGGGAAAACCAUUUGAAACAACUCUACCGAUGGCCAUGGCUGUCUCAAACGUCAUCUCUGCCAUUGUCUACAACACCAGAUUCGAAUAUAGCAACACUAAUCUACAUCGCAUGGUUAAACGAUCUUAUGAAAACAUGAGGUUAACCGGAUCAGCUUCAGUUCAGCUCUACAACAUGUUUCCUUGGAUCCGUCCUCUUGUGGCGAAUCGGAAACGCAUCGUGAGCAACGUCAAUGAAACCAUAAGGCAAAAUGAGGAAAUAAUAAAUGGCCUGAGGAAGACUAUAAACCCUCAGGACCCCAAAGGAAUCGCUGAAUGUUUCCUGAUACGACAGCAAAAAGACAAGGAAUCUGGCAAAACAGACUCUUUCUACAAUUCGAUGAAUUUAUACUAUACAAUGAACAACAUAUUUGGUGCUGGUACCGACACCACGGCCACAACACUGCGCUGGGGUCUUCUGCUCAUGGCCAAAUACCCUGAAAUACAAACUAAGGUCCACAAUGAGAUUGACCAAGUGAUCGGUGGACGUCAGCCAGUGGUGGAAGACAGGAAGAACUUACCAUAUACAGAUGCUGUGAUCCAUGAAACUCAGAGAUUUGGAAAUAUAUCACCCAUCGGUUCCCCGCGUCGCACCACCUGUGAUGUUCACCUGAACGGAUAUUUCAUAAAGAAGGGUACCAGUGUGUGGCCUCUAUUGGUAUCUGUACUUAUGGAUGAAAAUGAGUGGGAAACUCCUGACCGCUUCAACCCAGGACACUUCCUAAAUAAGCAGGGCCAGUUUGUCAAAAAGGACGCCUUCUUGCCCUUCUCUGCAGGUCGCAGGGUUUGUCUUGGAGAGGGUUUGGCCAGGAUGGAGCUCUUCCUGUUCUUCACCUCCCUUCUUCAGCAUUUCCGCUUCACUCCUCCUCCUGGAGUGUCUGAAGAUGAUCUGGAUCUCAAACCAGUCGUGGGCUUCACCCUGAACCCGGCCCAACACAAACUGUGCGCAGUCAAGCGGUCUUAACCUGCUAUAUUUGCUACACUUUAUGUCUGGUUUGCUUUCGUUUUGUUCGCUUGUAUACCGCAUUUGCUCAUUUAGCUUUCCACUGAAAGCACAUUCAGUGUUCAUUACUUUUUAGAUGAUACCUAUAGUGCCUUUGCUUUUCUCUACAAAAGCGUGUAAAUACAUCUGUCAAUUUAAAAUCAUGCAAAUAUAUUUUGUAAAACUUAUGAUAGCGCUUAAAUUGCAUUGCCUACAGAUGCUUCCUAAAAGAUGACGGAUAUUCAAUAAUACAAUGCUUAAAUAAAUGAACUUUUCUACA